CAUCAUAUCAUAUGUUCAGGAAGUACCAGGAAUGGGUUUUCACAUCACACAACCUGGUUCAUCUGUUGCAACAUCAUUGAUUGAUGGUGAAUCAAAGCCAAAACAUGUGCUGCUUUUAGAGAUCAAGGGGAAUCAGUAUCGGCCAACAAAGAUACCUCUGAGUUCAGUGAGGCCAUUUGAAUACACAGAGGUGGUGCUGAAGGAUGAGCCUGACAUAGACUCGAAUGAUCAUAAUACAAUUCUUGAACAUUUGGAUAAAGUGGUUAGAGAUUUGAUAGAGAGGGCAAACCAAAAGGCUGUGAAGAAACAAGAGCUCAAGCUUCCCUUAGUUCGAAUAAAGGUAAUUUUUGUAUUAUUGUUAUUUUCCCUUUUUAUAGUUUAACAAUCGGAGUUAUACUAAAUAGGAUAUUGAUGAAGUUCGUGUU
Salvia miltiorrhiza (redroot sage) is the source of this 425-nucleotide messenger RNA. RefSeq names its product double-strand break repair protein MRE11-like. NCBI's taxonomy places the organism in Eukaryota, Viridiplantae, Streptophyta, Magnoliopsida, Lamiales, Lamiaceae. The record is from RefSeq and is a predicted model, not a curated record. Bases 32 to 382 code for a protein of 116 amino acids. The transcript has 4 exons. Gene Ontology annotation, molecular function: manganese ion binding; endonuclease activity. Gene Ontology annotation, cellular component: Mre11 complex; nucleus. Gene Ontology annotation, biological process: mitotic G2 DNA damage checkpoint signaling; double-strand break repair via nonhomologous end joining; mitochondrial double-strand break repair via homologous recombination.